This is a messenger RNA of Gavialis gangeticus (Gharial), 4423 nucleotides long. It is a transcript of the gene RNF220, whose product is annotated as ring finger protein 220. The transcript has 15 exons. NCBI's taxonomy places the organism in Eukaryota, Metazoa, Chordata, Crocodylia, Gavialidae. The record is from RefSeq and is a predicted model, not a curated record. The coding region runs from base 81 to 1934 and encodes 617 amino acids. Gene Ontology annotation, biological process: protein ubiquitination. Gene Ontology annotation, molecular function: ubiquitin protein ligase activity; metal ion binding.
GCUCUCCGUCCAGGCGUCGCUUCGCUUUCCUGCCGGGGAAGAUCGUUCCCUCUGUGACCCUGCUGAGCCAAGAGACUCCGAUGGACUUACACCGGGCAGCCUUCAAGAUGGAGAACUCGUCCUAUCUUCCCAACCCGCUGGCGUCUCCGGCGCUGAUGGUCCUCGCCUCCACCGCCGAAGCCAGCCGCGACGCGUCCAUCCCCUGCCAGCAGCCGAGACCCUUCGGCGUCCCGGUGUCGGUGGAUAAAGACGUGCACAUCCCCUUUACCAAUGGCUCCUACACGUUUGCCUCCAUGUAUCACCGGCAAGGUGGGGUGCCCGGUGCCUUUGCGAACCGUGACUUUCCCCCUUCCUUGCUGCACCUCCACCCCCAGUUUGCGCCCCCCAACCUGGACUGCACCCCGAUCAGCAUGUUGAACCACAGCGGCGUUGGCGCUUUCCGCCCCUUUGCUUCCACCGAAGACCGGGAGAGCUACCAGUCGGCCUUCACCCCGGCCAAGCGCCUGAAAAACUGCCACGACACCGACUCGCCCCAUCUGCGCUUCUCGGACGCCGAGGGCAAGGAGUACGAGUUUGGCACGCAGCUCCCCUCCAGCUCCCCCGGGUCGCUCAAAGUCGACGACACGGGGAAAAAGAUCUUCGCCGUCUCGGGCCUCAUAUCUGACCGGGAGACCUCGUCCAGCCCCGAAGACCGGAACGACAGAUGCAAGAAGAAGGCCACGUUGUUCGACAGCCAGGCCCCGAUCUGCCCCAUCUGCCAGGUGCUGCUGCGCCCAGGGGAGCUGCAGGAGCACAUGGAGCAGGAGCUGGAGAAGCUCACGCAGCUGAACAUCAGCAAGAACUCCAUCCUGAAGGAGGCCAUGGCAUCGGGCACUCCCAAGUCCAUCCUGUUGUCGGCCUCCAUCAAGCGGGAAGGGGACUCUCCGACAGCAUCACCUCACUCCUCGGACGAUAUCCACCACUCGGACAGAUACCAGACCUUCCUGAGGGUGCGAGCGAACAGGCAGACCCGGCUGAACGUUUUGUCCUCUUUCUCUGGACCCCUUCUGCUUCUGCUGUAUCCUUUCUGGGGGACAGUGACCAGAACUGGAGACAGUAUUCCAGCUCGGAUUGGGAAAAUGAAACGGAGGAAGCAAGACGAAGGGCAGGUAUGUCCCCUCUGCAGCCGGCCUCUGGCAGGAUCCGAGGAGGAGAUGAGUAGGCAUGUGGAACAAUGCCUUGCCAAGAGAGAAGGCUCGUGCAUGGCCGAGGACGACUCCGUGGACAUUGAGAAUGAGAAUGGCAACCGCUUUGAGGAGUACGAGUGGUGCGGGCAGAAGCGGAUACGGGCCACCACCCUCCUGGAGGGGGGGUUCCGAGGCUCUGGGUUCGUCAUGUGCAGUGGGAAGGAGAAUCCCGACAGCGACGCCGACCUCGAUGUGGAUGGGGACGACACACUCGAAUACGGGAAGCCACAGUACACGGAAGCUGACAUCAUCCCUUGCACCGGGGAAGAGCCGGGCGAAGCCAAAGAAAGGGAGGCGCUCCGCGGUGCUGUCUUAAAUGGCGGCACGCCCAGUACCCGAAUAACGCCGGAGUUUUCCAAGUGGGCCAGCGACGAAAUGCCCUCGACGAGUAACGGGGAGAGCAGUAAACAGGAGACCAUGCAAAAGACCUGUAAGAACAGCGACAUUGAAAAAAUUACGGAAGACUCAGCAGUGACAACGUUCGAAGCGUUAAAGGCUCGUGUCCGUGAGUUAGAAAGGCAGCUUUCCCGUGGGGACCGCUAUAAAUGUCUCAUUUGCAUGGACUCGUACACAAUGCCCUUGACUUCCAUCCAGUGCUGGCACGUGCACUGCGAAGAAUGCUGGCUGCGGACUCUGGGUGCCAAGAAGCUCUGCCCUCAGUGCAACACCAUCACGUCCCCGGGCGACCUGCGGCGCAUCUACUUAUGAAGAAGGCAGCCGGAGGGCGGGACCGGGCGGCUCGGCCCAGCCCGGCUCCAGCGCCGCGGCGGGAGAACGACGACCGCGACAGUAAGAGACGUUUUUAACAGAACCCAAUAGACUCUGACCGCGGCCGGGAGGCUGCGGGAGCAGCUGGGAUGCCACGGACCGGGCCUGGCCGUGGGACCUCCUUCAGCGACUCCAGUGGGCAAACCCCAAACCUUUGGCUGUGACGCCCCCUUUUUAAACCAGUACCCCCACCCCGUCUCCCCGGCGCUGGAUGAGCAUCGGAGGGGUGCGCGACCCCUUCAGAACAAGGGACCCUCGGCGAGACACGGAGCCAGAACCUGUAACUUGUGCUCUUGGUUCAGUUUUUUUUUGGUUGUUUUCUGAGUUUUGUUUGGUUUUUUCGUUCCGUUCUGUUUUCUGUUUGGUUUUUUUCUUUCGUGGUGUUCUAGUGACUUAAAAAAAGGUUUAAAAAAGAAAAAAAAAACCCUAAACCCCACCUCCCCCCACACACAGGCAGAAAUGAAGCACAUGUAAUAUAGACGAUAUAUGUUUACAAUGUUGUGUAUAAAUGGGAUAGACUCAAACAUUACAUACUAAUAAGUUUCCCUUCCGCCUUUUUUUGGUUGUAUUUUUUUUAAAGAAGAAAAAGAGAAAGAAAAAAAGAGCAGAGAACAUUAAACCCAUAUUUUUCUUGGUUCUGCAAAGUUUUGGCAUUAAAGUCAUUAGUUUAAAAAAAAAAAAGAAUAUAUAUACAUAUAUAUAAUAUAAAUGGUUUAAUGUUCUGUGGUGUAUAUUUCCUCAUUCAGAUAUGAAGUUAACAGCUCUUAGUAAUGGCUGUAGCAUCACCCAUAACUUACAGGACUUAUGGGGAGUAGAGGAGAUGGGUUUUUUGUCAUUAGUCGUAGCUAAUGGGGCUAUUUAUACUAGGAUCCUUUCCCCCCCCGGAAGGACAACCGUGGUCAUUUCUCAGCAGGGGAGACGGAGGGGGCCUGGCUCCCGGGCCUGUGGCCUUUCCCACCAGAGACAGCAACGAACUCAGCUGGUCCCAGCCUGCCCCAUGGCCCGCUCCGAGCCCGGGCUCCCCUCCCAGCACCGCCACUGCUGACUCAGUUUGUGCCCCCGUCGACGGACUCGCUGUCUGCUGCACGAAGCCGCCCGUGCCCGCCUGCGGCAGAGGGUCCCGCGGCCUUUUGUGCCAUCCCUGCCAGCUGGAAAAGGCCCCGGGGCCAGGUGCUUCCCGUCUCCCAUUGGGGAUGUGCUGGCUCUACGCCGGUCUCGUCCUGCACAGUGUCCCAUCAGGGAGACGCUAGGAACCGCCCUGACUUGUGCUGCACCCGGGGCUUUCCCUUUGCACACCUCCGCAGCCCGGUGCUCCAUGGCCUUCCAAAACCACCGCGGGCCAGAGGCGCCGUUGACUCACCUGCUCCCUCCUGGCUCACAGGGCCAUCUGUGCCCCCCAGGAGCAGAGCUGCGCUGCUCGGCCCAGCUAGUUUUGCAAGACUGGGCGGGCACCGCUAAGCCAACGGCUGAGACCUCACUGUGGGCUGCGCCUUUGGGGUCUUCUAGCUUUUCCUCCCCAGGCUGAGCCCAGGUGUGAAGCGGCCACACAAAGACCUGCUGUGGGCUGGUGUAUAAAGGUGGCUGGAGCAGGCCACCAACCAAGCCGUGGCGAGGCACCAGGGUCAGCAGCUCGAGCUGAUUCAAAGGCCUCUCCUGGGGGUGCCAGGAUCUGGCUGCUGGAUGUGUGAAAACACCCAGAGCUGCUGUCACGCACAGGCAGACGGUCACUGGACUCAGCAUCUGGGGGGCUCCAGCACGGCAGCUGGAUCUAGCUGCUGGGCGUCCUCCUCGCCUCCGUGGAGGCAGCGCUCAGACCCCUCUGUGCCUUUAGCACGAGGGUUGUAGAAGCAGCCGGGGAGGAAACAUCGCAGUGAGGGAACAUCAGGGCUUUGCUUCGGGGCUGGCAUGGGCAGGCUGUGCAGUGUGGCCUUGCCCUGGGAAGUGAGUUCGAGGGCCACGCGGUGAUCCAUGUUGGGGGCGGGGGACAGAGCGGGCUCCCAAUGCCCAGGCCAGCUUCUCCCCCCGGUGUGUUGUGGACCAGCAGUGUGCUGUAUGUACGUAGCUGUAAAACCAUAUGUAACCAGUACCGUUCCUUUCUUUUCAUGUAAAGCCAUCCCUGUUUCGUCACGGCGCGGGUGGGGGGGUGUAUGGGAACCAGGGUGGGGGGAGAGUCUUGUCUGGGCCUGCUCUGGAGCCAGCCGCGGCCUGUAGCACGGCAUCACUUCCGCCUCUUCCGCAGGGAGUUUUAAGGAAAAAGGAAAUAAUAAAAAGACGUACGGAGUCGACGAUCUUUGCCCAAAGAAUCCCAAUUGCACACGGUGAUAUUCCAGUCGUGUCCAUGAUUGUGUGUCAAUGUAUAUUCUAUAAAAAGGUACUUGUCAUUCCCGUUUGUAAACUACAUUUGACAUUAAUUAAACCAGUAUAAAUCC